Molecule: messenger RNA, 294 nt
Organism: Trichobilharzia regenti
Lineage: Eukaryota; Metazoa; Platyhelminthes; Trematoda; Strigeidida; Schistosomatidae
Source: the annotation of a GenBank genome assembly
AUGAAUCAUUUCACUCUGACGUUCUGUGCUCUUAUUUUCUGUUUUCUACUGAUGUGUAUACAGACGACUGAGGCUGGUUUUAUUCUCGAAUGGCUUUGCGACUUUGGUCUUACAAUAUUUUGCGAUAGAAAAAUCGGGAAAGUAUUGAGAGAAUACUACAGCUGUCAAAGGAAAUUAAACUAUAAUACUGAAGCAAUGCAUUCUGGAAUCCAAUUAGCCAAAAUGUUUGACACAAACAGAAGUUACCUGUCCAUAAUUCACAUACCUCUUCGAUUGUACCCUUAUGACAUGUAA